UUGGACUUUUUCAAUUCAUUUUGGUUUGCAUUUUCCUUUCGGAGUUCAUUGAAUUUCUGAGGAUUUUUUUGUUCAUUUAAAGUAAAAUCAUUUAUAAGAAAUUGUGUGAUAUUUCUAAUUAGCUGAGCUCAAUAGUCAUCAAUGCAAUAUGAUGAUUAAUUCAUCAUCGAAAUAUAUCGUCAUAUUUUUGUUUGUAUUCAAAUGGAUAUAUGCGCAAAAUUUUAACGGUUGUGAUUUUUACAAAGAAUUAACUCCUGGAGUUGUUUAUACAUUUACAUCACCAAAUUCACCGAAUCUAUAUAAACCGGGCACAUUUUGCCGUUACACUGCCACCGCUCCAAUUGGAAAUCAAAUCACGUUAAAAUGCACUGAAGUCAAUUUACCGUUUUCUGAUCGAUGUUCGGGUGAUCGUUUGCAAGUGUCUAGAGCCGGAAAUAUCAAUUUGGCUGAUAGUGAACGCUAUUGUUCCGGACCAUUUACAACGAAAUCAUUUUCCGAAAGGCUUGUCGUGGCUUUAUUGUCGCCACCACAAAGUUCGGGCGGUUUCUAUCGAUGUGAAUUGUAUGCGUUAAAAGGUUGUGAUUGUGGUCGAAAGAAAAAGUCACGAAUUGUUGGCGGCACUGAAACCGUUAUAAAUGAAUUUCCAAGCAUGGCAGCGAUUGUAACGAAACGCGAUGGUAAACUUCAGUGUGGAGCCACGAUAAUUGAUCAAUAUUAUGCAUUGACGGCUGCUCAUUGUGUGAAUACACCAGGAAUGUAUGCAGACGAUAUAGAAUUAUUGGUUGGCGAACAUGAUUAUCGCACUCCAUCGGAAACGCCAUAUUCGAAAAUGUAUGAGAUUGUAUCAGCAGUAAAACAUCCGAGUUAUUCGUCAGAAAAGGAUAUAAAUGAUAUUGCAAUUGUAAUGACACGUCAUCCCAUUGCAUUCAAUUCGGCCGUUGGACCUGUUUGUCUUCCAUUUAAAUAUCAAUCGGCUUCGUUUGAAGGUCGUCGUGUUGAAGCAUUGGGGUGGGGUACAAUUGAAUACGGAGGCCCUACUUCGCAUCGACUACAAAAAGUAUUUUUGGACGUAACAAGUCAAUCGAAUUGUGAAGCAACCUAUCCAAAUCGAAUAACAUCCGGACAAUUUUGUACUUACUCACGUGGCAAAGACACAUGCAGCUACGAUUCGGGUGGCCCCUUGAUGUACACCGAUCUCACUGGAAAUAAUUUACUAUAUCAAAUUGGCAUCACAAGCUAUGGACUGAGCUGUGCCACUAACACGCCAAGUGUAUCAACAAAAGUGUCUGCCUACCUAGAUUGGAUAAGAAAUGAGGCAAAAUACGCCAGAUUUUGUGUUCAAUAAAUUUUUAGAGGUUUAAUUUAUUUGAUUGAAUUAUAAAAUGUUGGAAAAUAAAAUCAAAUAAAUAAUUUAA
Contarinia nasturtii (swede midge) is the source of this 1415-nucleotide messenger RNA. RefSeq names its product venom serine protease-like. Gene Ontology annotation, biological process: proteolysis. The transcript has 8 exons. The record is from RefSeq and is a predicted model, not a curated record. The coding region runs from base 149 to 1345 and encodes 398 amino acids. Gene Ontology annotation, molecular function: serine-type endopeptidase activity. Lineage: Eukaryota; Metazoa; Arthropoda; Insecta; Diptera; Cecidomyiidae.